Molecule: messenger RNA, 1318 nt
Organism: Manihot esculenta (cassava)
Lineage: Eukaryota; Viridiplantae; Streptophyta; Magnoliopsida; Malpighiales; Euphorbiaceae
Product: calmodulin-like protein 3
Exons: 1
Coding region: 86-796 (236 amino acids)
Molecular function (GO): calcium ion binding
Source: RefSeq, a predicted model, not a curated record
UGAACCUAAAAGAUAUCAACUACCAUUUCAUUUGUCCUUUAUCGCUUCUCUCUUCUCAAUCUUUCUUCUUUCAUUUCACCCAAACAUGGUCUUAUCACCUGCGAUGCAGCUCUUUCUUCUACUUCUCCUCUUCCUCGCUGGUCUCCUCAAUUUCUACUUCUACGUUCCUUCCAAGAAGCUGUGUUCUUGGUUCCAAUCUUUUCUCUUCAAGAACAAUCCUGCAGCUUCUUCCAAAGUUUCUCCACAGAUUGAGAGGACUUGUAAUACUUCUAGUUCUUGCAAUGCCAAGAACAUGGGAGAGCUGAGGAGUGUGUUUGCUACCUUUGACAAGAAUGGAGAUGGGUUUAUAACAAAGCAAGAGCUGGGAGAGUCGCUCAAGAACAUAAGAAUCUUCAUGACUGAGAAGGAAGUUGAGGAAAUGGUGUUAAAGUUUGAUUCUAAUGGAGAUGGGCUGAUAGAUUAUGAAGAGUUUUGCCUCUUGUGUGACUACUCCCUGGGAGGCGGCGGCAGCGGUGGUGGUCAAGGAUUGGAGGAUGACGGUGAGAGUGGAAAAGAAGAAGCGGAAGUAGAUUUGAAGGAGGCAUUUGAUGUGUUUGAUAGAGAUAAAGAUGGAUUGAUAUCAGUGGAAGAACUUGGAUUGGUGUUGUGUUCUUUGGGAUUAAAGGAAGGAAAGAGAAGAGAAGAUUGCAGAGAAAUGAUUAGAAAAGUUGAUAUGGAUGGAGAUGGGAUGGUUAAUUUUGAUGAAUUCAAGAGGAUGAUGAGAAAUGGAACCUCCAAUCUUAUCUCUGUGUGCUAAGAACUACUCUUCAUCUCCAAUUUCUCCUUCUCCAUGUGCAUGGAUUCUAUAAGAAAUUCUCUGGUAAGUCCAAUAUAAUUAAUUAAAUUACUUGCUUGAAUGAACAGGAGCUAGCUUAAUUAUAUAUUCCUGUUUCCUGCUGCCUAAUUAACCAACCCCAGUUCAGCUACAAAGGGAAGCUUGCAUAUACCAUAUACCAUAUCAUCUAACCUAACCAGAAGGCAUUAUUAUUAUCAUGUUAAACAUCUGUGAGAGAUGCAGCAAGCUUGAAGUUUUUCAUCUGCCAGAUGGGUUAACAAGACAUGUUUAAGAAUCCUCUACUGAUUAGGAUUCAAGUCCUCUUCCCCUCUCGAAUACCUAACCCCCCCCCCAAAAAAAAAAAAAAAAAAAAAAACCAAAAAGCUUGAAGCUUUUCAUAUAUAUGGUAGAUUAAUAUUUUUAAGGCCUUUUACUCUCUUUAAUAUACUUGUAUAUAUUGGACAUUAUCCUUGAAUUUCACUUGUGUGUGCUUUUACUCGUCAA